CGUCGGGGAGCGGGCGCGCCGCCGCCGCCGCCGCGCUGGCCGGAGUUACCGGUAGUGGGGUUUGAGGGCGAUGUCCCUCGUCGAAGGCCUCGACGCAGCUUCUCCCACCCCUCCUGCAGUCUCUGCCGGGUCCUUCGUCCACUCCUCGUCAUGAGAGCAGACAGAGCCCUGAAGCAAAGAAAUCUGGAUCACAGAAAAAUAUUCAAGGGUCAUGCAAGCCAACUGUAGCCAACUGCACAGUUCUCCAGGAGCUGUAGGCAGUGAGGAUACCUCAGCCUCCCAGUGUGUCCAUACAAGAUUGAUAGAAGGUUGUCUUCAUUCUGGAGAUGUUCAUAUCCAGAUAAACACCAUACCUAAAGAAUGUGCUGAAAAUCCAAGCUCCAGAAAUAUGAGAUCAGCUCUCCAUAGCUGUACCCAUGGAUGUGUACAUAGUCGCUUACGGAGUCACUCCCACAGCGAAGCAAGGCAGCCUGAUGAUACUGCCAUGGAGUCUGGAGAUCAUGGUAGUAGUGCCUUCUCAGAAUUCCAGUAUCUCUUCAAGUGGUUGCAAAGGAGUCUUCCAUAUAUUUUGAUUCUGUGUGUCAAACUUGUUAUGCAGCAUGUAACAGGAAUUUCUCUUGGAAUUGGGCUGCUUACAACUUUUAUGUAUGCAAACAAAAGCAUUGUAAAUCAGGUUUUCCUAAGAGAAAGGUGCUCAAAGAUUCAGUGUGCUUGGUUACUGGUAUUCUUAGCAGGAUCUUCUGUUCUUUUAUAUUACACCUUUCAUUCUCAGUCACUUUAUUACAGCUUAAUAUUUUUAAAUCCAACUUUGGACAGUUCAAGCUUCUGGGAAGUACUUUGGAUUGUUGGAAUUACAGACUUCAUUCUGAAAUUCCUCUUCAUGGGCUUAAAAUGCCUUAUUUUAUUGGUGCCUUCCUUCAUCAUGCCUUUUAAGUUCAAGGGUUACUGGUAUAUGUUUUUAGAAGAAUUAUGUCAAUACUACCGAGCUUUUGUUCCUGUACCAGUUUGGUUUCGUUACCUUAUAGGCUAUGGAGAGUUUGGUAAUGUAACUAGAUGGAGUCUUGGGAUAUUGCUGGCUUUACUCUACCUCAUAUUAAAACUUUUGGACUUUUUUAGACAUCUAAGAACUUUCCGACAGGCUUUGCGAAUAUUUUUUACACAACCAAGUUAUGGAGUGGCUGCCAGCAAGAGACAGUGUUCAGAUGUGGAUGAUACUUGUUCAAUAUGUCAAGCUCAAUUUCAAAAGCCAAUUCUUCUCAACUGUCAGCAUAUAUUUUGUGAAGAGUGCAUUACGUUAUGGUUCAACAGAGAGAAAACAUGUCCACUGUGCAGAACUGUGAUUUCAGACCAUAUAAACAAAUGGAAAGAUGGAGCCACUUCAUCGCACCUCCAAAUAUAUUAAGUUGUGUAAACUGUUAAGGCCAGAAACACUAAUUGGAUUUGGUUACAGUGAGUAUACUAUAAAGACGUCAGCAUCAGUCCUCACAGCUUGAAGGAAAAUGUUUCUGAAUGGUUUUAGAAUAUUAUAAUACUUCAGUGUGUAUCCUGAUUUAUCAAAAGAUUAACUGAAAGAACCCUGUGUUUUAAAAAAUAUGUAAGUAAUGUUCAACCUAAUGCAUAUAGAAAUCUAUUUGACAGGUGAUGGCAAUGUUAAAUUGUAAAUGUGUUUUCUUGUUAAUGUUACCAAAACAGCAAGUGGAUAACUAGAAUUAGUGAUUUUAAAGGAACUCAGGUAUUCUUCCCUGACAUUAUUUUCCAAAAUAAGAAUAUUUUUCAUAGUAUUUUCAGAUAUACAUUAUCUGAAUUUCCUUUAAAAUUGACUUUUGUAAUUCCCAUUCUAAAAAUUCGUAAAAGUUUCAUAAAAUUUGUAUUUUUAAAUGAAAGUUCUAAAUGCUAUAUUUUACCUAUGUCAUAUUUUUUAAAAGAAGAUCAAUUACUGAGGAUAUAUUUUAAUAUUAUAUUAUUCUUUGUUGUAUGUUUAGCAGUUGCUGAGAAUAGAUGACUUAAAUUCACUUUGUGGACAUCUCAUACAAUCCUGCUGUCAGCCAGCAUUCAUGAUCUUGCUUUUUUUAUAUAGUGCCAGGGACUAUCUUGAAUUAUUAAAAUAAUUUACAUGGAUUACAAA
Manis javanica (Malayan pangolin) is the source of this 2125-nucleotide messenger RNA. It is a transcript of the gene RNFT1, whose product is annotated as ring finger protein, transmembrane 1. Gene Ontology annotation, biological process: positive regulation of ERAD pathway. The record is from RefSeq and is a predicted model, not a curated record. Gene Ontology annotation, cellular component: endoplasmic reticulum. NCBI's taxonomy places the organism in Eukaryota, Metazoa, Chordata, Mammalia, Pholidota, Manidae. Gene Ontology annotation, molecular function: ubiquitin protein ligase activity.